CCGUCUGGCUGCCGAGGCUGAGCGCACCUGAGGCUGCGCACGAUGCCGCCCGCAGGCGUGGUCUCCCUCCGGGAGCUGGCCGACCUGGCCAUCGGCACUCCGGAGGUGGGUGCCGUCAACUUCAAUGCUCUCCACACGCUCCUCGUGGCCCUGCUCAAGAACCUCAACAUGCAGGACACCCGGGUGGACUACCAGCCCCUGUCUGAGCGGAGGCUCUCAGCGAUCACGCGGCUCUCGCUCAGCACCCCGCGGGGCUCCAUCAGCACCCCGCAGAUCGCUGUGUCCAAGGAGAGGCGAAGGAGCAGCGUGACCAGGGUUCCGUCCGUGGUGCUGGAGAGCCAGAUGAAGGGCCUGGGCGGGCAGGUCCAGAACCUGGACGGGCAGGUCCAGAACCUGGGUGGGCAGGUCCAGGACCUCGACCGGCAGUUAAAGGCCAUGGACAGCCAGAUGCAGGGCGUGCUGUCUCACAUCCAGUACUUCACCACUCUGGUCGGUGGGAUGGACUCCGAGACCUCGGAGUGGCUAGAAGAGCAGGCGAAAGCCUUUAGCUUGGCCGAGGGGUUGGGUGCUGUGAGGACCCCGCUCAUCAUUGAGCCCGGAGCGUCCAUCACCGAGAAGGGCGCGCUCAUGACCGAGCAGGGCGCGCUCAUGGCCGAGAGGGGCGCGCCCAUGGCCGAGAGGGGCGCGCCCAUGACCGAGCAGGGCGCGCUCAUGGCCGAGAGGGGCGCGUCCAUGGCCGAGAGGGGCGCGCCCAUGACCGAGCAGGGCGCGCUCAUGGCCGAGAGGGGCGCGUCCAUGGCCGAGAGGGGCGCACCCAUGACCGAGCAGGGCGCGCUCAUGGCCGAGAGGGGCGCGUCCAUCGCCGAGAGGGGCGCGUCCAUUGCCGAGAGGGGCGCGUCCAUCGCCGAGAGGGGCGCGUCCAUCACCGAGAGGGGCGCGUCCAUCACCGAGAGGGGCGCGUCCAUGGCCGAGCAGGGCGCGCCCACCAUGGAGAAGGGCGCGCCCAUCACCGAGAAGGGCGCGCACCCGAAGACCAAGCUUGUGCCGGGGACGGGCAAGGCGGUGCCCGGGAUGGGCAAGGCGAAGCCCGACACAACAAAGCUUCCGCUGGGGGUGGCCGUGCCCACGCCGGGGUUGGUCUCGCCUGCGCCGGGGGUGGCCCCGCCCACUCCGGAGAUGGCCACGACCGUGCCUGGGAUGGCCAAGCAGAUGCCCGAGAAGUCGCGAGGGUUAAUGAAAUUGUGGAAGGAAGGUCCCCAGGUCAUGGAGCUGCUCCAGCAGGUCGUGGAAGACGUGAAAAUCUUGAAGGAAGACCAUGCAAGGGCGCAGGAGUUGCCAGAGUUCAACCCGAUGAAAUUCCUGCAACGGGUUGAGGAAGUAGAGAAGACAGUCAAAAACUGGGAGGAACUCCUGGAACCCCUCUGUCGGAAGAUGACUAUGAUGACUCCUGGAGAAGAACUCACCAUGGUCACCUGGGAGGAGCUGGAGCAGGCGAUUACUGAUGGCUGGAAGGCCUCACAGUCUCUGCUUCCUUCCUUCCUCCUCAACCAGGGCAUAGAGUCCACGCCAGCAAGUCUUAAGCACAAAGUGAAACCGCCUGCAGCCCCACGCGACGUGGGUCCAAGUGCACCCUCCACCGUGUACCCAGGCGCUGACCGGGCUCUGGAUUCCGCUGGUGGUUUGGGCCCAGAUCAGACCUUGCCGGGGCCCGGCGGACCCAGACACCCCUCCGAAGGGGAACAAAAACUGCCCUCUGCGCCUGGGUUUCCUGAUCGGGGCCGUGAUGACGCCGGGCUGGCACAGGCCCAGUUCAGAACUGACGCCGAUCAGCACAGGCCCGGAGAGUGGCCCAGCACAGCAGGUCCGAGAAGAGAUGAACGAGAUGCGCACCCUGGCCCGGUCCCGCAGGACUUACCCCCAGACCAGCAUCCUCUCACGCACCCUGAUGCUCGAGGCGGGAUGACCCCCAGCCCGGGCCAAGUCAUGGACGCCAGGCCAGACCAACUAGGGCCAGGGCCACCUGGCCUGGAUCAGCUUGAGGUUCAACCUCCUAGCGCUUACCCGUAUGGCCUCCCCUUCAGGCCGGGCCUGAUGCCACCUGGAACGGAGGAACAGGGACCGGUACCACCUGGCAUGGGUCAGCAGAAUGUGAUGCCACCGUGGGUACCUGCCAGAGAUCAGCAAGGAUGGGGACUCCCUGGUCCCGCCCAGCCUGGUAUGGUUCCGCCUGGCACACAGCAGUACGGGGUGAGACUUCCUGCGGACCAACGUGCCAUGGAGCGGCUUGCGAUGGAAGGGAGUGGUGUGGGACCCAUUGGCACAGAUGAGCACGGACUGCCAAUAUUUGGCAUGGAUCAACAAGGAUUGGUUCCACCUUUAAGAGAUCAACAAGGUUUCGUACAGCCCGGUUUGGAAAUGCCUGGCUUCAUACAACCAGGCGCACUGCAGUAUGGUGUGCUCCAACCUGGUGCAGGUCAGCCUGGCUUGGUCCCACCUGGAAUGGACCAGCGUGGUUUAGUCCCACCUGGUGCAGGUCAACCUGGUUUGGUCCCACCUGGUGCAGGUCAGCCUGGCUUGGUCCCACCUGGUGCAGGUCAGCCUGGCUUGGUCCCACCUGGUGCAGGUCAGCCUGGUUUGUACAGGCUGGUCAAUAUCCACCUGGUUUUGUACAGCCAGGUGCAUAUCCAUAUAGUUUUGGCUCAACCUGGCAUCUAUCCACAUGGUUUGGUCCAGCCUGGUGUGGCAGGUCAACCUGGUUUAGUUCCACCUGGUGCAGGUCAACCUGGUUUAGUUCCACCUGGUGUAGGUCAACCUGGUUUGGUCCCACCUGGUGCAGGUCAACCUGGUUUAGUUCCACCUGGUGUAGGUCAACCUGGUUUGGUCCCACCUGUGCAGGUCAACCUGCCAGGUGCAUAUCCACCCGGUUUUGUACAGCCGGGUGCGUAUCCACCUGGUUCCAUGCAGCCUGAUAUCGAUCAGCAGGGUUUAGUGGAACCGGGAACAGAUCAGCUUGGUGCUGAUCACCAAGGCUUGGUACCAUCAGGCGCGGAGCCUCAUGGCUCUCCACGCCCAGAUCAGCAGGGCCUGGCACCUCGCAGAGAUCAACAUGGUCAGGUGUCACCAGGCCUAUCCAGGCAAGGCUGGGUGUCGCCAAGUAUGGACCAAGGGGGUUUGGUACCAACGGACCCUUCUCAGCGAGGCAUAGACCAGGGUGGUGCAAUGCCAUUCACCCCCGGUGUGGGCGAGCAGCAGCAUUGGGCAUCGCCUCACCAAGAUCAGCGUGACCGUCCAUCCUCUGUCCUAGACCCAAGUGGCCUCACGUAUCCUGGCCCUUACAGCCCAAGGUACUCGGGUGUCGAUUCAGGCCAACGUAGUGGGUAUACUCAGCCUCCCGCAAGUCCAAAUGUCCCCUCGACUCAGAGUACGGACUCCCUUGGCGAAUCCAGGCAAGUCUCACAAGAACCGAGUUCCAUAGAGUCUAAGAAACUCGAUUCCCUGGAGAAAGUGGCUUCUAGCUUCCCCAGCGCAGUGGAGACGUUCCGCCUGAUGGGAGAGCUCAUCGGCCUCUACACAGAGCUCAAGGAGAACCUGAGGACCCUGGAUGCACAGAAAGCUGGCGAAACCGACUUGGAGAAGAUCCAGUACCUGCUUGCGAUGAUGGUCCAAAAGACCAUCCCACCAGACCUGCAGGAGCAGCUGAAGGCCAUCAAGACCCUGACCAAAGAGGUUCGGCAGGAAAAAGCAAAACUGGACAAGAUACAUAAGUUCCUGGAGGGCGGAGGGCUGCCAGAAGUGGGGAAGGAGGUGGCAGCUGGCCCGCUGAGCUUUCAGCUGGGUCUCCUCAGAGUCAGCGUGAAUGACAUCGAGAAGGAGCUGUCCGACCUGAGGGAGAGCCAGGAGCAGGGCAAGGUCAACAUGGAGCACUCGGUCUCUGAGGCCUCCCUUUACCUGCAGAACCAGUUGGACAAGCUCAGGACGAUCAUCGAGAACAUGCUGGCCUCGUCGUCCACGCUGCUGACCAUGAGCAUGACCCCGCGGAAGGCCCCAGUCACCUUGAUACCUGGCCAGAUCGACCCCAAGGCCACCUGCCCGGCCUGCAGCCUGGACCUGAGCCACCAGGUCAGCACGCUGGUGCAGCGCUACGAGCAGCUCCAGCACAUGGUCACCAGCCUGGCUGCCUCGCGGCCGUCCAAGAAAGCCAAGCUCCAGAGACAGGACGAGGAGCUGCUGGGCCACGUGCAGAGCGCCAUCCUGCAGGUGCAGGGCGACUGCGAGAAGCUCAACCUCAUCACCGGCAACCUCAUCGAGGACCACCGGCAGAAGCAGAAGGACAUCGACGUGUUGUACCAGGGUCUGGAGAAGCUGGAGAAGGAAAAGGUCAACAGGGGGCACCUGGAGAUGGAGAUUGAAGUGAAGGCCGACAAGAGCGCUCUGGAGGCCAAAGUGAGCCGCCUGCAGUUUGAUGCCACCACGGAGCAGCUGAACCACAUGAUGCAGGAGCUGGUGGCCAAGAUGAGCGGGCAGGAGCGGGACUGGCAGAAGAUGCUGGACCGGCUCCUGGCCGAGAUGGACAGCAAGCUGGACCGCCUGGAGCUGGACCCCGUGAAGCAGCUGCUGGAGGAUCGGUGGAAGUCCUUGCGGCAGCAGCUCAAGGAGCGCUCCCCGCUCUACCAGGCGGACGAGGCGGCCGGCAUGCGGCGGCAGCUCCUGGCACAUUUCCACUGCCUGUCCUGUGACCGUCCCCUGGAGACAGCCGUGACUGGACAGGUCCUCCCCACCACGCCCGUGGGGCCCAGCCUGCCCGGGCACCGCUCCACCCGCCCCUACACCGUCUUUGAGCUGGAGCAGGUCCGGCAGCAGAGCCGCAACCUCAAGCUGGGCAACCUCGCCUUCCCGCGGGCCGACCUGGCGUCGAUGGAGCGGAGCGUGGGGCGCCUGCGCACCAUGCACUCCAAGAUGCUGAUGGACAUCGAGAAGGUGCAGUUCCACUACGGGGGCUCGGUCAAGGCCAGCAGCCAGAUGAUCCACGAACUGCUGCAGGCCCAGUGCCUGGGCUCCCCCUGCUGCAAGCGGGUGUCGGAGAUGACGGACUACAGCUUCGCCACGGUGUCGCGGCACUGCGGGGGCAGCCACACCCUCACCUACCCCUACCGCCGCACCCGCCUGCAGCACCUGCCGCAGGGGCUGCUCCCGGAGGACAGCCAGGUCGCCGGGAAGCACCACGAAGUGGACAUCUUGGGCCUGGAUGGACAUAUUUACAAGGGACGGAUGGACAUGAGGCUGCCAGGCAUCCCGAACAAAGACAGUGCCGGGAACAACAAGCACAAGAUGAAGCCCUCCCGGUCCCACGCGCACCGGCCGCCGGCCCUCGGCGACAGCAGCCCACUGCCCUUGCGGCCUCAGAGCGCCAACAUGAUGGUUGGCGGCAAUUCAGCUACUUCUCGGCAACACACAGACCGACCGGUCUCCUCGCAGGGGCGCCUCUCCCAGCCGAAUGCGGGCCACCCGCCCAGCCCCAGCGGGAUGGCGAUGCACAUGGACAUGCCCCCCGGGGAGGGCAUGGAGGAGCCCACCCGGGGGCCCAGGACCCCCUCUGCUCACUGAGCAGAGCUAUAAAUAAAUGU
Molecule: messenger RNA, 5624 nt
Organism: Myotis daubentonii (Daubenton's bat)
Lineage: Eukaryota; Metazoa; Chordata; Mammalia; Chiroptera; Vespertilionidae
Gene: QRICH2
Product: glutamine rich 2
Biological process (GO): flagellated sperm motility; cell projection assembly
Cellular component (GO): sperm flagellum
Source: RefSeq, a predicted model, not a curated record